UCAUGAGUAGGGAUGAUGGUCGGGUCAGUACGACAACUAGAAGGCAUUACAUUGAGGACUGAAUUUAGUGUCUCAAAGAGAGUUGAAGAUAAUAUUGAAAAAUAUAUAAUAAUUACCGGUGGAAUUAUUGGACUCGGGUCCGGGUUUUUAACGUGAACGGAGCUUGUGGACAUAAUGCCGGGAUGCGACGUGAAGGCAAGAUAUCUGCCAGCCACCUUCGCGUGGAUCCUAUUACUCAGCACCACGACCCUCUUUUUUUAUUAUCCGUGCCAAUACUAUCUCUUCAAAUACCCAUGGGUACCGGCUCUCCAAGGAGUGAUUGCCUUCUUUGUGCUGGCCAACUUUACCCUUGCGACUUUUAUGGAUCCAGGUGUAAUUCCAAAAGCACCUCCAGAUGAAGAUAAAGAAGAUGAGUUCAGGGCGCCGUUAUUUAAAAACGUUGAGAUCAAUGGGAUAACUAUUCGUAUGAAGUGGUGUGUCACUUGUAAAUUUUACAGACCACCUAGAUGUUCGCACUGUAGUGUCUGCGAUCACUGUAUUGAGACAUUUGAUCAUCAUUGCCCGUGGCUAAAUAAUUGUAUUGGAAGAAGAAAUUACAGAUUUUUUUUCUGUUUUUUAUUAUCACUUAGUUGCCAUAUGCUCAGUAUAUUUGGGCUCUGUUUAUAUUUUGUUUUGGAACAUAAACAAAAACUUGGAGAAGUCGAUACGACUAUUGCUAUGGUGCUGAUGGGCGUGGUAACAUUAUUAUUUAUUCCAAUUAUUGGACUAACAGGGUUCCACGUGGUGCUUGUGUCAAGAGGACGUACAACAAACGAACAAGUCACCGGUAAAUUCCAAAAUGGUUAUAAUCCAUUUUCACGUGGAUGCUUUCAUAAUUGUUGUUAUACACAAUUUGGACCACAAUUUCCUAGUUUAAAGAAGCCCGAAAAGUAUUUAGAAAAACGUCGCGGUGCAUCUGCCUCCGAGAUAUCGACGAUAGGAAGCGAGAACCAGGUAAAGACCUACAUGGAUAGCAGCAAUGGUGUUAGAAAUGCCAGUUCAAAUGCUUAUAAUAAGUUAUCUCCUGGACGAGACGGAUCAGAUACGGAUAUGGAGCCAACGGCUUCACAGUCCGCGGAUUGUGAACCAACGCCUCCAUUACAAAGACAUGGAUCUAAAAGUAACUUUUUCCUGCCACCUGUCGAGACAAACGACUCGCCUAGACAUCCGCCUCCACAGCAUCGUCAUCCGAUGCACUAUCCACGCGGAAGUCCGCACCCACGAUCUAGGGGAAUGAAUGGCUCGCGCAGUCAUACGCCGGAUGCAUUGUCGCCGGAAGGAACGGGAUCGCCAGCCGCUGGUCCGCAAAGAGGUCAGGGUCAAGGUGGCGCAAGCCCAACUAUGCAGCAACGCAUCAGAGCAAUCGGUGUGCCCACGCCUCUUGCCAUUUCCAGUCCAAUUCGCAGAUCGAAUCCAGGUACACCGACGCAAAUACGUCGGCCAGAUUUCAUUGGUGUCACUGAAGCACCAACAUACUACGAUGUCCAGCAUCACAACAAUACCGGCGGCAAUGUGCCAGGUUACAGCCCACAACGUCGUUUCUUGUCUGAAAGUGAGUUAAUACGUCAAAGCAACGAGCACCCUUAUUCACGUACCAACAAUACCGUCGAUAAUAUACGUGAAUUAGCGGGCUCACCGCAACGUGGUGUCUAUAUGUGGAAAGACAAUUCACCAAGUGGUUAUCCAGGUCCACCGGGUAUGAGUGGUGUCAAUAUGGGCGGUAACAAUAUCGGCAUACCCGUACAUCCAUCAGCGUUAUCGCAGCGACCACCACCUUAUGAUUACUACUGUUCGAAUCCCACAAGCCCGACACAACAGCCAUACUCUAGUGCUCCACGUGCAGCUUAUCAUCCUGCCUCGCGAGGAGGUGUGCCUGUAUUCCCGCCACAACAUCCGUCGCCUCAGGUUAAGCGAAAAAACCCAGCGACUAUGGCAACACCAACAACUCCAACGUCCAACGACGCGCGACGUCGACCCAUGUCAUUCGUACGUGCUUUGGAGAUGAAUGACUCGAUGGAGAUGGUGUCGAUACCCAAUGAUACGAGAUCAUCCCAGAGGCCAACAACACCAACACCCGAUCGCACGAGUGUUUAUGAUAUGAACUAUGAAAUAUCCGUAUAGCCACGCUUGAUGGUCUCCGUCCCAAACGGUUGGACGGGGAUUACGGAUAAACCGGCUGCUUAUAUUUCUAGAACUUAUGAUACUGGCCAUGAGUUGUCUGUUUAAUUAAUAUAAUAAUAAUACGAAUGAAUAAUAAUUUUAAUAAAAUUUUUGAGACUUAAAGUCUUGAACUUAACUGGGUGCAAAGUGAC
Messenger RNA from Microplitis demolitor, 2351 nucleotides. RefSeq names its product palmitoyltransferase ZDHHC8 (gene Zdhhc8). Gene Ontology annotation, molecular function: palmitoyltransferase activity. The transcript is spliced from 10 exons. Gene Ontology annotation, biological process: protein palmitoylation. The coding region runs from base 175 to 2160 and encodes 661 amino acids. Lineage: Eukaryota; Metazoa; Arthropoda; Insecta; Hymenoptera; Braconidae. The record is from RefSeq and is a predicted model, not a curated record.